This is a messenger RNA of Symbiodinium sp. CCMP2456, 331 nucleotides long. Lineage: Eukaryota; Dinophyceae; Suessiales; Symbiodiniaceae. The record is from the annotation of a GenBank genome assembly.
GAUGCGGCAUGAUGCAUGAGGUCCCUCAGCUUCUGGAGGACAUGCGUGACAGCAACCCACCUGUGCAGCCCGACAUCGUUACGUACUCGACGAUCGUUAAGGGGUAUUGCAUGGCUGGCGAAGUGGACAAGGCCUUCGCGCUCCUCAGGGAGAUGAGGAAGUGCAACGCCGUGACUCCCGAUGAAGUGCUCUACAACAGUCUGCUGGACGGCUGCGCCAAGCAGUCGCGCGUGGACGAGGCCUUGACGUUGCUGGAGGAGAUGAAGACGCAGGGUGUCGUGCCCUCGAACUACACGCUGAGCAUCCUGUGCAAACUGCUGGGUCGCGCCAG